Molecule: messenger RNA, 4572 nt
Organism: Daphnia pulex (common water flea)
Lineage: Eukaryota; Metazoa; Arthropoda; Branchiopoda; Diplostraca; Daphniidae
Product: oxysterol-binding protein-related protein 3-like
Exons: 12
Coding region: 181-3048 (955 amino acids)
Cellular component (GO): intracellular membrane-bounded organelle; cytosol; plasma membrane
Molecular function (GO): cholesterol binding
Source: RefSeq, a predicted model, not a curated record
UUAGUCGAACGUUUCAUCACAUGUCAGUUUCUUCACGAUGCCAAUACGUGUUACGCCGUUCGGCCAGAAAAGAAUCAAUAUCAACUUCAUCAAGAUUGCCUGAAAACACGCGUUUGUCAUCUUUUGUUGAGAAAAUUUGCUCCACUACUAUGUUUGGAUUCCAAGGGUCAGGACGUAAAGAUGGAAAGGAGCCCACGAUUGAGACACCACACAAAGUCCCACAGUGAAAGGAUUUCCGAUUCAGAGCUCAGCACAGAAACCAACAGCCUCUCUGCAGAGUCAAAUAAUGACAAUGGCAGAUCACCUGUGAAAUCAACACCAUCUGGAUUAGACCUACACCAGGUCAAGUCAAAGCAGCGAAGAAGAGGUGCAGAGUGGGAAAUCAUCGAUAGCUUCAAAGGCCUCCAAACGGUAGAUCAAGUACCCCUCAAACUUGAAGGUGUUCUUCUCAAAAAACGAAAAUGGCCCCUGAAAGGAUGGCACAAGAGAUACUUUGUACUAGAUAAAGGCAGUUUGAUGUAUGCUAAACGCUCAGCUGAUUUAGCUCGUGGCAAACCCCACGGCUCUGUUGAUUUAGGACUAUCAGUGAUAUCGGCUAAGAGACGUCGAUGUCGCAUCGACAUUGACGCAGAAGUAUUUAUUUAUCAUAUCAAGGUUAAAUCACGAGAAGAGUUUGGACGAUGGUUAGAGGCCUUGAAAGAGCAUCGUCAAUUCCGUCAGCAUCAAUUGCACACCCGGGAUUCAGCUCAGAAGAUGGUGGCUUCUCCGGUGCUAUCUCCUGGCAGUCGGGACGAGAUGAGCCCAACGGGAGGCGGUGGCCUUCACGUAUCGAGCAGUUUUGGCACAGCAGAAAGUCUGAUGCCCAUUUCACGGGAAGGCUCGCUGAUGCGGAACUUGAAACCAUCCAGAGCAAACAUGCUGCUCAGCGAAAGUUCUGCAGCAUUGGAGCAAUUGAACAAUGACAUUGUUUCUGCUCAGGAGAGGCUCAUUCACCUGGUCAAGUGCGCCGGAGCGUGGAGCCACUCGUCCGACAGUCAGUCGACGACGGGAAAUAUCUCACCAGCCACUAAAAAGGAUCGAAAGAAAUUUGUUUUGAGGCGCAAAAAGAACAAAUCCAAUACUAGCACUAACUCGGCUGAGCCACCUGCUUCUGCUUCCAUGUCUGAAUCCGAGUCGGCAAAUAUCAACAACGCUGCUCUCAACGAUAAGCACUCUCCACUCAGCUGUAGCAUCCCGUCCCUCUCGCCAUCGAUGAACGGCUCUUCGGCGACUGAAAUGUUGGCACCGCCCACGUCUGACUCCAACAUGCUCUCGCCAGCCGAUCCAGGCCACGAUUUUCUGAAUGGGGCUCAAGAUCUGAUUGGGCGGCUCACAACGUGUUUACGCACUUUGAAUCACGAACGAGAGCGACUCAAGUUGGUCAUUGAAACGGCAACAGAGACGUCGUCCAUAUCUUCUCGUAACGGAGCGACUUUGCAGCGUGACGCUGGCGUUGCAGUUCCUAGCAUGGUUGCCUCUCUUCGCUGUGCUCUACACGUGGCCGUCCAGCAGAACAACGAAUUGCGUGCCCGUCUGCAGAAGAUUCGGAGUGAAGCCGAGGUGGCCAUUGAGGGCCCCAACUUGACCAUGUCCCUGGAACUGGAUUUGAACGCUUCAGCCCGACUGGGCCACCAUUCUCUCUCUUACAGUAGCUCAUGCGUCAGCCAAUCAGAGUUCUUUGAUGCCAAGGAGUACCUGACCGACGUAGCCGUCAGCGAUUCAUCUUCUGACGCCAGUGAAACGGAAAUGGAAGGCGAAAACGAGGCGGAAGAGGAAGGCAGUGUCAGCGAGGCCAGUGAAAUGGGCAACGAAGCAUCAAACGAUCCAGAAUCUCCCGAGCCUGUGGUCAAGUGCACCACUGGGCGCCGGACAAAGUUACCCGCCCCUAAACCCAGUACGGAGGAUUUGAGUCUAUGGAACUUGAUGAAACGCAAUAUAGGGAAAGACUUGUCCAAAGUCUCAAUGCCAGUCGUCCUCAACGAACCAAUAGGCAUGUUGCAACGACUUAGCGAAGAAUUAGAGUACAGCGAGUUGCUGGAUAAGGCUUCUGAAACGGAGGACCCUUACGAACGAAUGGUACUGAUUGCCGCCUUCGCCGUUUCGGCGUACGGGUCCUCGCACGUCCGCGCUGGUCAUAAGCCAUUUAAUCCCCUACUAGGCGAAACCUACGAAUGCGUACGAGAGGACAAGGGCUUCAAGUACAUUGGCGAACAGGUGAGUCAUCAUCCGCCCAUAAGCGCCUGCUACGCAUCUUCCGACAACUUUGAAUUCUGGCAGGAUAUCCGAAUCAAAACUAAAUUUUGGGGCAAAUCGAUGGAGUUUCAACCUCUGGGAACGGUCAAUGUUCGACUUCCUAUGCACGACGAUCAUUACCGUUGGAAUAAAGUGACGACUUGCGUUCACAAUUUAUUUGGCGGUCAGCGCUGGGUCGACCAGUACGGUGACCUCAUCAUCACCAACAACAAGGGCAUCCGCUGCAAGUUAAACUUUGCCAAAGCCUCGUAUUGGUCGUCGAAUCGAUACGAAGUUGUGGGCUCCGUCACUGAUCCCAAUGGCAAACUUGUCCACCAUUUGUUUGGAAAAUGGAGCGAAGGUUUAUACUGCGGAGUGGCGCCUUCGGCUCGAUGCGUCUGGAGACCUGGUGCCCUUCCAGAGGAUCACGAACACUAUUACGGCUUUUCCCGAUUUGCGAUUGAACUGAACGACCUUGAACCUUGCCUGGUGGACGUCCUACCGCCAACCGACAGCCGAUUCCGACCGGAUCAGCGUCUGCUGGAAGAGGGCAACGUUCCAGGAGCUGAAGCUUCCAAGUUGCAACUGGAGCAGGCGCAGCGUGAGCGGCGCAUCGCCAACGAGCAACGAGGUAUCAAGCACGAGCCCAGAUGGUUCAGAUGCACCACGUCUGACAUCGACGAGGCCGAGGGCGAGAAAUGGGAAUUCGCUCACAAUUACUGGGAUGCUAGAGCCCAGUCGAAAUUCCGGGACAUGAACAUUGUUCGUCUCUGGUAGUUUAUUUAAUUCGACAAAGUCAAAAAAGAAAACAAUCAGUAAAAACAAAAAGAAAUUAGGUUUCAAAGUGUGUCGCUUUUUUUUGUUUUCGUGAAAGAAACAAAACGGAGCCUCUUCCCCUCACCUAAAAAGAAAAAGAAAAAACUAGCUCCUGGUUUCACAGCCAACCUGGGCCUUUUUUUAUUCCUCCUCCCUGUUCGAGUUAAGAUGAUGAGCGAGAAGGAUAGAACUCGGUUAGCUCAUGUGGUUUGGACAGACUUUGGGAAAGUGUGAGGCUUGUCGGGAAUUGACAAAAAGACCCCUGCUGCUGCUGCUGCUAAUAAUAAUUUCGUUUCUGACAUAUUUUUUCUUUUCGUUUUCUCGAAAAACUGGUCAACGUAAUCAGUUGGAUUUUGAAUCCUCUACCCUUUCUCCGUCUAGCUUAAAAAUACCCACACACUUUUUUUAUUUCGUCCAUUUUUCACGCCUGCCACAUCCGUCUGUUUUUUUUUCUUUCUUUUUCAAUCAAAAAACCAAAAUCGUGCAAGCAUAUUCCAGCAACCCCCUUUUUGGGAAUUCGUUCACUGUCCUGCCGAGCUUUAGGACGUCGAGAGACCCGAUUUAUAUAAUUUAGGAGAACAAAAACCGACUGCCCUCAUUUUUCUUUCUUUAACUUCUUUUGUGUGUGUCAUUUAUAAAAUUGUUAUACUUUAAUUCGUCCUAAAGGAAACCGUCUGCCGGACACAGAUGGUUUAAGCAUUUAAAAUGCCUCUCCAAUUUUUCUACAAAUUGAAUUGAAAAAACGAAUGAUAACUAUCACACACACAAGACGAACAAAAUAUGAAUCAUUUGAAAAACAAAUGUCAUCUACCAAUCUACCCAAAAGGAAAAAAAUAACGUCCUGACUUAAUUUAUCCUUCUUAAUCCUGUCAUCGUCGGCUUCUCUUAUUAUUAUUUUUGUAUCGACGCAAAUCACAUUUCCCCUUUACUCGCUUUCGGUGAAGAGAACUUACGUAAAAACAAAAAAAUAAUCAAUGGGGAUGUCUUGUUUUUUUCCCAAGUUUUAUUUACACCCCCCAAAUUUAGUCUUUGUUUAAGUUUAGUUAUAAAAUAAUUCUGAAUGGUCUUUCACUUUUUUGGGGUCUGUCUUGAAACUGUUUCUCGGGUCUGCUAUAAGCCAGAUAAUCAAUCUUCUUUUUUUCUGUAUUUAUUCAGAUUAUUUUUCAGUUUUUGUUUUCUGUGGUCGAAAAAUUGGGAAGAAACACACCACACAAAAAUGUUGGUAGUUUUGCCCUCUGUUCCUCUUCCUUUCCCUCCCCUUUAAUCUUUAGAAUAUUAUAUACAUAUUACAUUAUAUCGUUUACCACACACAUCCCUUGUAUAGGAACCAGCAAAAAUUGAAUAAUAAAAAAAAAAAUAUGGAAAUGAUAAGGAGAAAAGAAAAAGAGGAUGUGGUGUGUUUCGAAAGUUCGUGUGUGUGUCUCGUAUCAGAAGAAAAUGUGUAAAGUCGAGCGGAUAAUAAAAAAUAAAAGAAUUCAAACUGCA